Molecule: messenger RNA, 5031 nt
Organism: Acanthochromis polyacanthus (spiny chromis)
Lineage: Eukaryota; Metazoa; Chordata; Actinopteri; Pomacentridae
Product: APC membrane recruitment protein 2-like
Biological process (GO): regulation of canonical Wnt signaling pathway
Cellular component (GO): plasma membrane
Molecular function (GO): phosphatidylinositol-4,5-bisphosphate binding; beta-catenin binding
Source: RefSeq, a predicted model, not a curated record
AUGCCGUUGACGCCCGCCGAGGUCUCGUUUACUGCCGACUACGCUGCCGCUACAGAAGUCUCGUCUAACGCCGCUGCCACCGAGGUUUCGUCUACUGCCGAGGACGCCGCAGAGGUCUCGUCUAACGCCGCCGCCACCGAGGUUUCGUCUACUGCCGAGGACGCCGCAGAGGUCUCGUCUAUCGCCGCCGCCACUGAGGUUUCGUUUACUGGCGACGAAGCGACGCCGCAGAGGUCUCGCGUUGGGGCUUUGGCUGUGUCGGCGGGGGUCGCUCCGGGUUCCUGGACUGGCUCUCCGCCUGGUGACCCCUGUGGGGGGGCGGUGUGGACCCCCUUGGGCUGGAGGAGACAGGUCCCCCCUUUUGGUGGAGGUUUCCUUGUAUGCCAGACCCACCACACCGGCAUCUACCAAAACUCAAUAGAGUUUGUUCCCCUUGUGAGGAGCAAAACCCACGAUGGACUGACGAGCUCCAACAACGAUGCUGAUGGACAGAGAGGGGAUGGACUUGCCAGCCUGGAGGCGGGACCUGUGAGGUCUCUCAGCAAAUCGUUGAGUUUCUUCUCUCUUCUCCGACAUGGAAGUUUUAGGUCAAGUGAAAAUGGAGGGGCGGGACUUGUCAGAAGAGGGAGGGGCCUUAAGGGCUUCUUUAGCAGCAUGCGAUGGAGACGUAAAGAAAAAACAAACGAGGGAGAUGGGGAAGAGGUGGAAGGUAAGAAGGAAAAGGAUGGAGAUACCGCUGACUCUGAAAAGGUAAAGGAUAUUACUCUAACCCUUGAACCACCUCCGCAUCAUCACCAGGGGGACUGUGGGAAUGCAGAAGCAGGACACAACCUCCAAGCAGCAGAGACUCCCACUACUAGUGUUACCAUAACACCCCCACACUGUGUUGCCAUACCAGGACCAUCUGGUGAGCUAGACUCCCCCUUUCCUUACACACCUACUGACUCGCCACUGCCCUCCAUCCAAAAAGCCAAAGCAUCAAUUUCCAGCCUCACCCCCUCCCUUGCUACACCCCCAUUGGAUCGCUGCAGCACGGGCAACCCACCCUCGGAGCCUUCGGUGGUCACCUGCUCUCUCCUCUUCACUGACGUCACGUCCCUCAAGAGCUUCGAUUCUCUGACGGGCUGUGUUGACAUUAUUGCUGGUGCAGACGAGGAGGGGCCAGUGGGUAAUGGGGGCAGUGGCACUAGCAGCAGCAGCAGUGGGGGAGGAGGGGGGAGUGUGGGAGCCAGCACUGGGAGACAAGUUGGUAUGACCAGUGCCGCAUGUCGGGGUUCCCCAUCUAAACCCUCUAUAUCUUCCCAGCUGACCCAGCCCAUGUUCUCUGUCUCCCCAAGUUCAGUGUCUGCCUCCCUCCCGGCCUGCACCCGGGCGCCUCCUCCACCACAGCAGCACCCGGCUGGUAGUGGUGUGGUGGCCUACAUGGGUGGAGGGGAAGAAAUGGCAAACCCAGAAGGUGUGGAUGAUGCUGACAUGCAGGGGCUCUGGCACAUGCUGCCUUCCACAGGAGACAAUUCUAGUGUCGGACUACACUAGAAUAAGGGGUUUUGUUCACUUGAGAAAGUCAUAAGGAGACUCCAAAAAGCUGGGUUAAUAUUUCACAGCUCUCACAGGAACUUUUGAAGUUGGCUAUUGACAAUCCAUGGAUUUGCAAAAGACACACUGGCCUUGUAAGUUCUUGGAAAAGCUCCUGACCUGCUGACAGUUCAAAAGCCACUUUGACUGGAAACAAAAAGCAGAGCACCUUUUUAUAUUUUACAUUUUUCUUAUGGAAUUCCUCUUGGCAUAACUCAAUUUGCUGGACCUAAUCUAAUCAAAGUUUAUUAUUGUUAUUAUUAUUGUUAUUGUUAUUAUCAUUAUUAUUAUUUUGUCAUUUUGUCUAAUCCAUAACAAAUUACCUCCUAAUCCUCUGAUUUUAGAGCCAAAGUUUAAAAAAACACAUAUUCUUGAUUUUACAGCUUCUAUUAGUCUGAAACAGAUUCAACAAUAUACACAGCCUUGAAUAACCUACAAUUUUUUUUUUGUUUGGCUGUACAUAUUAGUCACUUUUUGAAGAUGGUCUUCUUCUGAUCACACACUAUAAUUAAACUGGAUGUGCAAAGAUACAAACGGACACAGAUCUAAACCAUUUUCAUUACUUACCUGCUUUGCAGUAACAAACAGAAGGCCACACAGCUCAUGUUUUUGGAGGGGGAUACAUCCUCUAUUUUUAACUGGUUAAUUUUUUAUUCUGGAUGGACUAAGCUUGGCUUUGGGCGGUUGCAUAUGGAUCUCAUUUAUACCCUACUGCAUCACAGGACGUGCAUUCAUAGGAUGUCAGUCUCUGGGAUUUACAGCUGUUUUUUUCAUUUCCAAUGGAAACCUGCAAAACUAUCGCAAUACUUUACCUGGAGGGACCCUUGCACUGAUACUUCAUUACUCAUAGGCAGACACUCAGCACACACAUGCAUACAAAAUCAUACUUGCACACACACAGUCUCUCUUGUUCUCUGCAUUCAGUGCCAUACACCCGAGGCACAAAGGUCAGGGAACAUCAUCUAAUGCUGAAGGAUCUUAUAUCCGCACACUGUUCAACCUUUGGCACUGUCUUUGUAGCUACACUGGAUAACUUUUCUCUCAAAGGACACAUGCACAAACACAUUUUUUCUAGUUAGUACUUUUUUUCUUCACUGGAUUUCAUACUGUUUUUAUAGGCUACUCUUUCCUAAAUCAUUCUGCAUGGAUCUUAAACUGUGAUUGCACCAGCUUCUUAUCACUCUGCUUUCUUUUCUCUCUUUUCUUCUCUACUAGCAUAGCCACUGUACAGGUUGAAGUGAGUGGAUAACAAAGAGGCUUUCUGUAUGUCAGCCAGUUUAAGAGAGCCAAAAUAUACUACAAAGCAAAAUUUGGAAACUGAUUCUGAGUCGGUUCAGAGACCUUCACCCUUCUAGCUUGGAAAAUCCAAACCGAAUCUCCAUGUAAUCUCCUAUCUCCAUGUUAGGAGAUACAGGAGAAUCAGUUUGGCAUUGGGCGAAUCGAAUCGCAUUUCCCUCCCGGGAAAGUUUGGCAUGACCAAUCAUAGCACGGGAGGCGGGAGUUAAUGCUGCGUCAUCUUCAGCGCCUGGAUUACCCAUAAAACACCUACGCACCUCCUGUAACCAAACACAAACAUUAACAAAGUUAUUCCUAACACCGCUAAUUGUUCGGAAGGAGUCUUUUGUUGCGUAGCCUUUUCAAAAAUAAGUGUUGUACUUGAGAGUACCCCACGUAUUCGCAGAUUUUUGUGACAAAAACAGCAGUAAUCAUUCACCGCGACACUUUCUCGGCUGCAUGCCAUUGUUGUUUGGACUACAUGGACUUCAAGGUCGAUUUGUUUGUGCGUCACAUCCGUGUUAUGCUGAUUGGUUCUUUCUCGUUCAAGCUGCAUUCAUUAGCCCCUCCUUUUUGAAAUGGUCUCCUAUCAUCACAAUGCCAGACUGCCUUUAUUUGUAUUUAUAUUAAUACAUAAAUAAAGUCAGUCUGGAUUUUCCAGGCAAUCACCCUUCUUCUUCUGGCUGUUGUACUAAUAAACAUUGUAUGACUUAAUUCCAGGAACCACCUUGUGUGUGAAUCUGAAUGUAGCCUGACAUUGUUCUAGAUCACUGGUUAAUAUAUAUUUUCUUGUAUUUGUUUGUUUUCCUCUUUGCCCCUGUUUUGUAGGGGCAAGGCUUUGAAAAAUGAGGACAAACUACUACACAGUGGGUGUAGCCUUGCAAAAAGUGCCACUUGUUUUAAAAUUGAGGGAGUGUAUUGCAGUCUUAUAAGGCCUUUGUUAGUGAUUCAAUGACACAAGUUAUAGGGAUUUUCAUAGGAAAAGACGUUGACGAUGAUGCAAGUUUUCCCUAAUCCUAACCACCAGGCCACCAUUGACAAUUGAGGGUCAUUCUAACUCAUGAUAGCUUUCAAUCUCAUUUAGAAUGUAAUGAUUGAUCCACAGCAUUGCUCCAGGUUCAGAUAUCUUUUCAGCCCCCUGAUGGUGUAGCAUAGGCAGACCAUGGAGUAACCUGAUUCCAGGUCUGCAGUAGGAACGUUUCUAUGCACAUAAAGAGGGCAGACUAAAGGUCACUUGGGGAGAGAAUGCUCACCUUGGUUCAUGCUUUCUCUGCCUAUAUUGUGCUCUUUAUUCUUUCAAUUUAAUCUACAUCCACGAUUCCCUUCUAUUGAGUUCUGAUUGACAAAUGAGUGAUUUAAUGAAAAAAAGGUGAUGACAUUUUGUUGGGUAAUACAUAUGGCAACAAUGUGAAUCUCCAAAGUAGUUCUAGUAAAAAAAAUUAAAAAUCAGUUGUCAUGAGUGUAGAUUGUCGAAACAAAUUAUUUGCUUGAAGGGUUCAAAAAAGCUCAUUUUGCUUCAUAAAUGGGAACCCACACUGCUGCCAAUGAAAUUACAUUAAUGCUACAAUUAAGCAAGAGAAUGCAGAUAUGAAUGGGACAACUGAUCAUUAUGUGUCAUAUGUUUCACCAGUUUUGUUCCAAUAGGGCAUCCCUUUCUGUUGAUGUCACUCUGUUCUUAAUAACAAAGUUUGUGUUACUAGAACUUCCCUGUUCCUUCACCUCUUCCAGGUCUGACAUGCUGAAAAUGAAAGUUUAUCCAUUCCACUAGCGUAUACGUACAUACCCCUGAGGCCACAAUAUUGUCCCCAGAUUCAGUUCCUUAUUUUUUGCUGACUGAUGCUUCUCUUUUUCUGUUUCAUUAUAAAUGUGGGCCUUCCUGUGAUCACUUGCUGCAAAGAAGAGCCCAUUAUGUUUUAUAUUUCCCUUUUUUUGUUAGCGUGUGUCUGUUUUACAGUGUGAAAUCCUUCCACUAUUCAUUUUUAAUGAAUAUUAAAAAAAAAAUCAAAGAGUUUGUUCCCCCGGUCGCUGAUUCAGUGGAGAUUGCUGGAUUAGUGUCUGUGGAUCUCACUCUGCUUCAUCUAUCCUUUCUGUGGUCUCCUGACAACUUUCUGAUUGAUCCAGUUGGGAUUCUGUUGUAUCUGGUGUUUGUGAAGGGUCUUGGAUUUAUAACUGGUUUCAAGG